AUUUCCAGCACAUGUGGAUGUGUGUGAAUAGAAAGUGAUUGUGUGUUGGUCCGAGGUCCAGUUUAGGGAGCGAUGUGCUCCGAGCGCGGCUGCUGUGGUCUGACGUGCUGACGUGUUCACAGCAGCAGCAGCGCGAGACUGACACAGCGGCACAAGCGGACAGAAUGUCAGAAGGAGACAGUGCCGGUGAAUCCAUCCAUGGGAAACCAUCAGCGAUCGGAAACUUCUUUAAACGGCUCGGGCAGAUUUAUCAGUCAUGGUUGGACAAGUCAACACCGUUCUCAGCAGUCCGAUGGGCGGUCACUCUUCUUCUAACGGCCAUAUAUAUGAUCAGAGUAUAUAUACUACAGGGGUGGUAUAUAGUCACAUAUGCUCUUGGGAUCUACCACCUAAACCUCUUCAUUGCUUUCCUCUCACCAAAAGUGGAUCCCUCGUUGCUUGAUGAUCCAGAUGAGGGUCCAGCACUUCCCACGAAACAGAACGAGGAGUUCCGGCCGUUCAUCAGGAGGUUGCCUGAAUUCAAAUUCUGGCAUUCAGCGACGAAAGGCAUCAUCGUCGCUAUGAUUUGCACGUUCUUCGAAGCCUUCAACGUGCCAGUGUUCUGGCCCAUCCUCGUAAUGUAUUUCAUCAUGCUGUUCUGCAUCACCAUGAAACGGCAGAUCAAGCACAUGAUCAAGUAUAGAUACCUGCCCUUCACACAUGGGAAGAGGACUUACAGAGGCAAGGAAGACACAGCGAAAACAUUUGCUAGUUAAAAUUCCCCUUCCUGAAAUCAAAGUUAUUGAUGAAGAAUGGUGCGUAAAGGGGGUUGAGGUUUUCUUUUUUCUUUUGCUUUCUUUCUUUUUCGGAGUAAGGAGAAGCCAAGCCUGUUGAAACUUUUGAGCGACAUGGAUACUGAAAUGCUGCCUUUAAGCGUUUGUGGUUUGGGCCUAUGAGAAAUGCUGUUGAGAGCUUUUACACGGGCAAAUUUGAAUAUAUUUGGACAACCAAGUAUGAGAUUUGACUCCUUAUUUUCUCUGUGGUCCCCAUUCUUCUUCAAACCAAGAGGAUUUGGUAGACCGUCGUCUCCAGGAUAGAUUUAAAAAAUGCUAGUUCAUGCUAACUUUUCAAUUAUUUACCCACCUUUGUGUCAUUUUCAAUCAAUAUGGCUUUUUUCAGUGGAAAACGAAAGAGGGUGAUAUUUAGCGGAAUGUACGCGCUGCUCUUUUCCAUAGCUUUAAUGUUCUGGAAAAUAGCAGCAUCAAUAUAAUCUCAUUUUGUGUUUCACUAGUGGAAAUAUGUUAUUGGAAUUAAAUGGAGGUGAGAAGUGGACUGCUACAUGAUUAUUUAUGAACAUGGGAUAUAAAUAUAAUAUAAAGUAGCGGGAAGAGACGUCACUGAUCAUAGGGACUUGCCACAUGUUAAUAAUUGCCUUUUAUGAACAUUUGUAAUUCUCUUAAUGUGCUGUAGCAUUGUAUUUGACACCUUGACCACAUCCAUGCGUGCUGUUUGUAAGUUAUUCUUCAGUAGUUUAAACUCCCCUCACCUUGUACAUCAGGUUUUUAACACAAGCGUGCAUUCCAUUAAAAUAGUGUGAUUCAAAGAUAUUGGCUGUAUGUUUUUAUCAUUUAAGCAUUCCCAGUAAAAACUUUCUCUCUUCUUUCUUUUACAGAGGAAACAUAAAGUUGAGUGCUUUAACUUUUACAAAUGGAUGGAGAGGGUUGAAGGAUUUUUUUUUUCUUUUUUGUGCUGGGCCAUAACUACUAGUAUAGUGUUUUUUUUUUUUUUUUUAAGUCAAAUGGAAAGAACUUCAAUAAUCAUUGGAGAUGAGAUGCAUUUUCAUAUUAAAGUGCUUUUUUUCCUGGAGGGGGAGAUAUAUAUUAAUUCAAAUGUAUAUAUAUUUUUUAAUGGUUAGCAUGUUUUUUUUUUUUUUGGACAAUGACUUUUACUGUAUUAAAUUAAUCUUCAUCAAAACAAAAUAAUAGAUUGGUUGAAGACUUUGCAUGUUUUAGGUUUUCUUGUGCUGCUGGUUAAAAGAAAACAAGAUGAUUUUAAUAACUAAGUGUAAAUUUUUCAAUCGACAUGCUAUUAAAAGGCUGUGUCCCUUCA
This is a messenger RNA of Carassius gibelio (silver crucian carp), 2088 nucleotides long. It is a transcript of the gene rer1, whose product is annotated as retention in endoplasmic reticulum sorting receptor 1. Gene Ontology annotation, biological process: protein retention in ER lumen; retrograde vesicle-mediated transport, Golgi to endoplasmic reticulum. Lineage: Eukaryota; Metazoa; Chordata; Actinopteri; Cypriniformes; Cyprinidae. The transcript is spliced from 7 exons. The record is from RefSeq and is a predicted model, not a curated record. Bases 165 to 755 code for a protein of 196 amino acids. Gene Ontology annotation, cellular component: Golgi membrane.